GAAGCUACGGUUAGGCUCUGUAGUUGCUGUGAGUAGAGGCUGCUGCCGAAUUUGGGUCGUUUGCUUCCAUUUAUUCCUGACCUAGCGUUGCCCUGACAACAGCUACUUCCGGGAGCGGCCCUGUGCGACCCUUCCGGGUGUGGGCUGUUGCUAAGGCAGCAGUUACGCGUUGGUAUGGACGGCCCACCCUUGGAUUAGGAGCUGGGCUGGAAGCCCUUCUGACUGUUUAACUGUUGUCCUGGCAACCGCCACUUCCGGGAGCGAGUGCAGUUUCCCACCCCCAGCUCCGCGGUGGCGGAGCUCCAGGUUCCGGCCUGUAAGCUCUGCAGCUGGUCGGUCGCCGCUGUUCUCGGCGGGGCGGGCCGAGCGGAUCGUGUUGUGGACGGGAACUGCGGAGCAGCCAUGGUUCUGCUACACGUGAAGCGGGGCGACGAGAGCCAGUUCCUGCUGCAGGCGCCGGGUAGCACCGAGCUGGAGGAGCUCACGGUGCAGGUGACCCGAGUCUACAAUGGGCGGCUCAAGGUGCAGCGGCUGUGCUCAGAAAUGGAAGAACUGGCAGAGCACGGCCUCUUUCUGCCUCCUAAUAUGCAUGGACUGACUGAUGAGCAGAUCGAAGAGCUGAAAUUAAAGGAUGAAUGGGGUGAAAGAUGUGUGCCCAGUGGGGGUGCAGUAUUUAAAAAGGAUGACAUUGGACGAAGGAAUGGGCAAGCUCCAAAUGAAAAAAUGAAACAAGUUAUAAAGAAGACUAUAGAAGAAGCCAAAGCAAUAAUAUCUAAGAAACAAGUGGAAGCCAGCGUCUGUGUUACUAUGGAGAUGGUGAAAGAUGCCUUGGACCAGCUUCGAGGUGCAGUGAUGAUUGUUUAUCCCAUGGGGUUACCACCUUAUGAUCCCAUCCAGAUGGAAUUUGAAGAUAAAGAAGAUCUGUCAGGAACUCAGGCAGGACUCAGCGUCAUUAAAGAAUCAGAGGCACAGCUGUGGUGGGCAGCCAAGGAGUUAAGAAGAACCAAGAAGCUCUCAGACUACGUGGGGAAGAAUGAAAAAACCAAAAUCAUUGUCAAGAUUCAGCAACGGGGACAGGGAGCACCAGCCCGAGAGCCUAUCAUCAGCAGCGAGGAGCAGAAGCAGCUGAUGCUGUAUUACCACCGGAGACAGGAGGAGCUCAAGCAAGUGCGGUGUGGGCAGAAGGCUGCGCGCCCUCUUCCUACAGUCCGCUGCCUGAUGUGGAGCUACACUGUCAGCGGCCGCUAGAGGCCGCCAGCUGCGCACUGUCCUGCGCUUUCCUUCUCCCGUUAGCUGAGUUAAAAGAAGCUAAACGCUCCCCCGUGUUUGCGAGAUGUGGGCAGCCACAGUUCAGGUCUGACUGCAGCCAGACAGCUGCCAGCCUUCAAGAUGGAGUUCACCUCCGGGUUGAAGCUUCUCUCCUUGCCUGUCGGGAAGUCCACCUCUGGUGGGAGUUGGUAGCCAUGUUGGUCUGACUCCUUGGGAACAGAUUCUGCAAUAGUUUCUCAGCCUUUUAAGUCUCAUCGUCAGUAGAUCCUGAAAACUGGGCCCUGGCAAAGGGCAGCUGUUGGUGCACUGGGUUUUGCAUCCCUCGGAAUUGCUGGCAUUGGGCGUAGGCAGUGACCAUCCAUUGACACGAGUCACCCAUCACCCUGCCAUCAUCCGAGGAUCUUCAGCACUGCAGCACGUGCCCUCAGACCGUGUUGCCGCCCAUGAAACCUGGUGCUUCUGCAGGUGAAGUCCCAGCAAGCUGCCUGCCAAAGCCAGACUCGGCCUGGAACUUCCUCUUGCUCACCUUUUGGCUACAGGAAGUGGUGUGCUCACCCUGAGGGAAAGGGGUGCGUGGGUAUUUCCCUGCACAUCUCUAGCCCAAGCGCCCCACCUUAGCCACUGGAACAAGUGCAGGCUGCCCGAGGUCAGCAUGUCCCAUCUCUUCCUGUCGUGCAGGUGGUGGGGACCGACAUUUGCCCCCUCUCUUGGGCUCCAUGGGGCAGAAUGGGUAAAAUUAACACAACGGUAAGACUUGCCGAGCCUGGGCUUCUAGCAGAGGCUGUAGCAGAAGUGAGCCCGAUCCUAUGCUAGAGGCUUCUCCCAGAUCCUUUGGCCACUUACCCUUCCUUGCCCCUCCUUUCCAAAUUGCUGAGUUUCUCGGAAUAGCUUUUCCAGAACUGGUUGCCGUAGUGUUUUCUAAAGUGGGUUCUAGCUGGCUAUGCAUAGUUUAUGUCUCACUUUUUGAACUGGUUACCUUUUUUUUUUUUUGGUGGUACUGGGGGUUGAACUCAGGGCCUUAUGCAUGGUAGGCAAGCACUGUACCACUGAGGUACAUUCCCAGCCCUGGUUGAAAAUUUUUAUAAAGCAAAUUUGCAUGAAUCUUCUCUUUUACUUGGGUAAUAACUAAAUGUCACCUUGAAAAAGUUUUGGACUCAGAUAACAUAAAGUAUACUAUACAAACCUCUGGUUUUAUUUGAGGUGUAUUCUAACUUUGUCAGCGUAUGUGCCUAAGAGUCAUGCUCAGGCGUGCAAAAAAAAGAUGAGCACAGGUGACAACUGUGCGUCUUUUGUAGACUCGCCACUUCCAUGUCAUUAGGAAUUCACAGUGAGGGCUGGGGAUUUAGCUCAGUGGCAUAAGCUCCUGCCUUGCAAGCAGGCAGUCGUGAGUUCGAUCCCUGGUACCGGUAAAAAGGAAAAAGACAAAAAAAGGAAUUCACAGUGACUCAGUUCAAGUGGCCACUACAGUUACUCUGUUGCUCUGUAUAAUCGGUGGAUCUUAAUAACUGGAAUCGCUGACUUCUGAGCAAAGAACUGUGUAGAGUUCUGGUAUCACAUUCCACUCCUUUACGGAGCACCACAAUUCCCUGAUCCCUGUCUCUGUCUUUGUCUGCCGCAAAAUCCCCUGAGCUUCAGAGGCAGGUGCUCCCUGGGCUGUAAGAAUGCUAGCAGAACCUUCUAAGGCACCUGUGAAGAACCACAGAGAUGCAGAGAUGGUGCUGUUCUGCUCACCCUGCUGGGUGUGAAUUCACUUUGCAGCCAUCUCUGACUAUUCCAGGUCAUGUGACUUGGGAUGGGACUGCUGGAGGUCAUGCCCAGGACUUCUAAGAGGUCAGCCCAUCAGCAAAAGUCAGCUUGCCACUCACAGACUGUCAGCUCAAGUAUAUGGUCUUGGUAGUUAUUUUGUUUGUUCAUUUUAAUCUUGUGUCUCUAGGUCAAUAUCCAGAGAAAGUGAAUUGGCUGUUAUGAGGUGGGGGUUUGAGAUUUGGUCCUUUGACCUGACUUGCCCUCUAAUUUGGUUGUUUUGUGGAGCCUAAGAAUGUCAAGUCCAAAAAUUUGAUACCAUCUAAAAUGCUUUCGACUAACACUGACAGCAUUGAAUAGGAUUUCUGUCCCACUAUUACUUGGCAACUGUGAUGCAAAGAAUGUGCCAUCAACCUUGAAAUUAAGCGCCACACCUUGUGAGCUCAGAAGCCUGGGAGUAGGGAGUCCGAGGCCCCUCAGAAUUCCUAUCCCAGGCCUCAGCAACUGCCCUGUCAGAGGGCCAUGAGAGAGGUCGAGGUCGCUGGCCCCUUUGUCACAAGACCCUGGGAGGUGCUGACACACAUUGUUGCUGAGUCCAAGGAGAGAUGUGGCCGCUUCCCUGGCAAAGCUCGACCUUACCUGCAAGACCUUACUGUUCCCCAGACAAGCCCUAAGACCUCUGUAGCCAAAUACGGAAGAAACUAGGAUUGUCAUCACUUCACAAGUGAGGAAAACAAGGUUAAAUUGCCCAUGGCGAAGCCUCAGAGCCUGCUGUGAGCUGUCUGCUUCUGCUCACACCUAACACAGACACCUGACCCACAGCUGGUGAGGGGCACAGAGCACACAUCCCUGGAUCUGUGGAUCACAUGAGCUCCAAUCCCGGCAGCCUCCCCAGAGUGGCAGAGUGAGUGCCUGGGCCAACAACGCUGCGAUUGUGGGUUCUAAGAGCCCCCUUCAGUGUGUGCCUUAGUGCACUGUGACUGGACUGCCGUAGCAGCUGCCACAGGCAGCCUUCUACAAGCUGGGCGUUUACUUCUCAGUUCUAGAGACUGGGAGCCCAAGAUCAAGGUGCCGGCCACACAGACUUGGUGUCUGGUGGGGGGAAGCUUCCUGCUUCAGAGACAGCUAUCUUUUUCUCUGUCCUCACAUGGCAGAAGGGAUAAGGGAGCUUUCUCAGGCCUCUUUUGUAAGGGCACUAAUCUCAUUUAUGAAAGCUCAACUCUCCUGACCAACUCACCCCCCAGUGCCCCACCUGCUAAUCCCUCACCUUGGAGGUUAGAUUUCAACAUAAGAAUGAGGGACCCAAAUACAGAGUCUACAGCAGCUCCCCCUGCACUGCAAGAAGAACCCCAUGCCUCCACCCCUGCCUUGCAGAUGCUUAAGCAAAAUCAACACUGGAUUCAACCCUAAACACCCCAAAAAGGUGAAAGAACGUGUCUGGGAUUUUCUGGCCAUCGCAGGCAGGUCAUGGGAUUCCAGGUCACUCCAGCAUGCCUCAGAGGUCAGUGGAUGGACAGAUUCCCAGACUAAGCCCUGCCUGCCAUUACUCCUUAGAUAGAAGGCUGUGACAUUUGGAUGCAGGACACAGCAGCUGUGGCUGUCUUGCUAAUCCGGUAAUGAGACAGCAUCCUCCUGAAAUGCAGGGUGCAGAGCGCCAAGAUGCCGAUUUGGAGCUUUGUAACCAAAUAUUUGAUCCUAUAGCUAGCUCUAUCCAGGGGCAGCAGUGUAACCACUGCUUUGUCACCGUAUGUCUCUGUCUCUGUCUUAUGUGGACAUGGGUGUGGGUGGGUGUGGUACUGGAGCCUGAACUCAGAGCUUUCACACUGAGCUGCGACCCCAGCCGUUUUAUUUUGAAACAGGGUUUCACUAAGUUGCCCAGCAAACUUUCAAUGUUCUUCCCUCAGCCUUGCAGAGUGCUGGGAUUUCAGGCACGCACCACCACAACAGGUUUAAUCCUCUUCUGGAUGCAUCUGCAAUACCAACUCAAGUGACUUAAACAUAUUCUAGAUUUUCCCUUGGCUCUUUGUGACAUGCCAGUGUGCUCUGAUGACCUAGUGGGUGCAAGUCUGAGGACCAUGACUGUGCACUUGGUCCUCCAUUACAGUACCAAAAAGGAUGAAGGCCUGCAUGAGCCACAUGGGGUCUAUCUGUGGGCUCCCCCACCUCCUUCCCUGCCUGCUGGUGGCCCCUGUCCCCUGUUAAAAACAAAGCAGGCAGAUACAAUAGCAGCAUUAUUCUUGAGAGUUCUUAUUUCUUGUUACCUUGUUUGCAUGUUGCUGCAAUGGAUCUCAUAGGCUCCGAGGAAAAUAUGAAAUAUGCUCAGAGCCCUUGUAUAAUGGCUGAGUCACUUGGAUUACACAGGUCAAAGGAAGGGAGGUUCAAAACUAAGGGUGUUAACAGACAAAACCAGUGCCCCCAAACUGAAUUCGACUACAAGACUCAAAAUGAACUCAGUUCACCAGGACAGAUAGAUAUCCAACCUUUUUCAAAACUGUUUCCAGCCCCUACAACUCAUGGUGUAAUUUUUUUUUUUUUUUUAAAGAUCUCACUAUGUAGUUCAGGCUGGCCUUGAACUUACCAUGUAAUCUAAGUUGGCCUCAAAUUCAUAGUGAUCUUCCUGCUUCAGCCUCCUGAGUGCUGGGAUUACAGGGGUGUGCUACCAUGCCUGGUCACGACUGGCAUUUCUACAGGUAGUUUGCACUCAACUGCAGAAGGAGUUGGAGCUCUUGAUUUUUUCCUUUGGAAGUAAAUUUGAUUUCAGCAAUUGGACACAGGAGUUUACUAGAUGUAUGUUAAAGGAACUCACAAGUUGGCAAGCACACGUAGAGAAUAAAUUUAAUUUGACUCAAACUGUUCAACUGUAUUGGAAAAUUACUCAUGCAUGAGAUGGAGGAAAAGGAAGGGAAACUUUGCCUGGGUUAAAUUUUUGUAAUGGGAAAGAGAAUUUCAGAGUAUGUGACCAUCUCAUUGUCUUAUUCUUUUAAAAAUAAGCUACUGUAGACUGAGCAUAAUUUGUAUGUUGAAGUCCUAACCUUCAGGAUUGGACUGAAUUUGGCCCCAGGUUCUUUCAAGUGAUUAAGGUUAACCUGAGGUCGUGAGGUUGGAGCUCUCCUCCAGUAAGACCAGCGUCCUCUUAAGAGAAAGAAUCAGCUGGCUGUGGUGGCUCAAGCCUGUAAUCCAGCUCUCUGGGAGGCUAAGGUAGAAGGAUCACAAGUCUGAGGCAAUUUAAUGAGAUCUGUUUGGGAAGUUUAGUGAGACUUUGUCUGUAAAUAAAAAAGAUCUGGGGAUGUAGCUUAGUACCAAGGCCCUGGAUUCAAUCCCCAGUGCUGCCAAAGAUUAAAAAAAAGAGGGGCAAAGGAAGCAAAAAGAAGAGUCGUCACAGGGACACACCGAAGAAAAGACCGCUUGAGGACACAGCAAGAAGCUGACCAUUUUCAAACUAAAGUGAGAGAGAAAUCACAGGAAACCCAAACCAGCCAGAGCUGCGAUCCAGGACUUCUGGCUUCCAGAAUCCUGAGAAAGUAAGUCUCCUGUCUGUGGUGUUUGUUAAUGCAACCUUCACAGUCCAAGACCUCAGACUGAGGAGACAACAUUUCUCCUUUCUUUAAAGUAGACCCCUUUCUUUAGAAUGCCUCAGAACAUUCCAACUAGUAAAUAUAUCUAUUUUGUUGUC
Cavia porcellus (domestic guinea pig) is the source of this 6685-nucleotide messenger RNA. RefSeq names its product cilia and flagella associated protein 298 (gene Cfap298). The transcript has 7 exons. Bases 403 to 1248 code for a protein of 281 amino acids. Lineage: Eukaryota; Metazoa; Chordata; Mammalia; Rodentia; Caviidae. Gene Ontology annotation, biological process: regulation of cilium movement. The record is from RefSeq and is a predicted model, not a curated record.